Molecule: messenger RNA, 19975 nt
Organism: Oncorhynchus mykiss (rainbow trout)
Lineage: Eukaryota; Metazoa; Chordata; Actinopteri; Salmoniformes; Salmonidae
Product: mucin-5AC
Cellular component (GO): extracellular matrix
Molecular function (GO): protein binding
Source: RefSeq, a predicted model, not a curated record
UGUGUUCACUACCCAGAGGAUGACCAUGGGGACAACACAGACGCCCACAUGGGUGUUAAUAUGGAUGGCUCUGGCGAUUGGUUUAACUGCCUCUCAAAGUGAGGAUACAUCAAAGGCCACAGUUAACAUCAUCCCCUCAAUGUCAAGGAUACCUGAGAUUGCAGGAGUGAGUCCUAUACAUAAUGGCCAAGUCUGCAGUACGUGGGGUAACUACCACUUCAAGACCUUUGAUGGAGACAUCUUUCAACUUCCCUCCACCUGCAACUAUGUUGUGACCUCACUGUGCCAUAGCAGUUAUGAGGAUUUCAACAUCCAGAUGAGGCGGCAGGUGGUGGACAACCAGCCCACCAUUAGCAAGAUCACCAUGAAGCUAGAUGGCACAGUGGUGGAGCUAUCCAAGGGUUCCGUUGUUGUUAAUGGGAAUAAUGCCACCUUACCAUUCAGCCAGUCUGGUAUUCUCAUUGAAGAGACUCCCUCCUACAUCAAGAUCAAAGCAAAACUGGGAUUGGUAGCCAUAUGGAACCAGGAUGAUUCCUUCUUGGUGGAGAUGGACAUCAAAUUCAGAAAUAAGACCUGUGGUCUAUGUGGAGAUUUUAACGCAAUUCAGCAAUUUGAUGAGUUCUAUAGCCAUGGUAUGAAAUUGUCCGCUGUCGACUUCGGAAACUUCUGGAAAUUGGAUGGUCCCACUGAAAGCUGUACUGAAAACAUACUGCCUUCAAAUCAGAAAUGCCCCAAUCUGAAACCAGUUUGUGAGCAGUUGCUCUCCGGUCCUGCCUUCAGCAGUUGUAAGGACUUGUUGGCCAUCGACUCAUUUGUUGAGGCCUGUGUAUCUGACCUGUGCCACUGUGAUAACAGCACCAACUCCUUCUGCCUGUGCAACACCAUCUCAGAGUACUCCCGUCAGUGUGUUCAUGCAGGGGGGAAGCCCAAACAAUGGAGGACUGAACAGUUCUGCUAUAAGACAUGCCCCUUCAACAUGGAGUACCAGGAGUGUGGAAACCCCUGUGUUGACACCUGCUCCAACCCAGAGAGAGGCCAGCUGUGUGAGGAACACUGCUCAGAUGGCUGCUUUUGUCCUCCAGGAACCGUUUUUGAUGACGUCAACAAGAAUGGUUGUAUCGCCUUGAGUCAAUGCUCCUGCCGCCACAAUGGAAAAACAUACGCACCCGGAGAGUCUUAUUCAAGCACUUGUAAAGAUUGUUCUUGUGCUGGUGGUCAGUGGAAGUGUGUGGACAAGGACUGUCCUGGCACCUGUGCUGUGGAGGGAGGAUCCCACAUCAACACCUACGAUGGAAAAACCUACACCUUCCAUGGGGACUGCUCUUAUGUUCUGACCAAGGACUGUGAUGGGAUGCAAUUCACUGUACUGGGUGAUCUGGUGCAGUGUGGGCUUUCUGACAGUGAGACUUGUCUAAAGGCUGUUACCCUGUCCCUCUCAGAAGGAGCCACUGUGAUCAACAUACAACCAAAUGGAAAAGCCUUUGUAAAUGGAAUCUAUUCUCAGCUGCCCUUUUCUGCUGCUGGAGUAACUAUUUUCAGAGCCUCCUCAUUUUUCAUCAUUGUCCAGACCACCUUUGGCCUCCAGUUGGAAAUCCAACUCUCACCAAUCAUGCAGGUCUAUAUUGCUGCAAGCACCGUUUGGCAGCAGAGAACUUGCGGUCUUUGUGGAAACUUCAACAACAACCAAGGAGAUGAUUUCAAGGUCCUGAGCGGAGUGACUGAGGGCACAGCCAUUGGUUUUGCAAACACCUGGAAAACACGAGCCAGCUGCCCAGACGUCAAGAGUAGCUUUGAAAGCCCCUGCAGUUUAAGUCUUGACAAUGAGAAAUAUGCCCAGCACUGGUGCUCUCAGCUGGCUGAUCCUAAAGGGUUGUUUGCUAAAUGCCACACAGCAAUAAGCCCAGACAUGUACAAAGAAAACUGCAUGUAUGACAGCUGUAACUGUGAGAAGAGUGAGGACUGCAUGUGUGCUGCCGUCUCUUCUUAUGUCCACGCUUGUGCUGCCGAGGGUAUCCAACUCAGCGGCUGGAGAGACACUAUCUGCAACAAAUACUCCACCUCGUGCCCUAGCACCAUGGUCUACAGCUACAGCAUAAAAAACAGUGAUCGCUCCUGCCGCUGCUACAGCGACUCUGACUUUACCUGUUCAAUCACCUUCGAGCCUGUGGAUGGGUGUGUCUGUUCUGAGGGAACCUACUUGGAUGAUGAGGGCAAGUGUGUUCCACCAGCCAGCUGCCCUUGUUAUUACAAGGGCUCAGUGGUGUCCCCUGGAGAGGUCAUCAGCAAGGAUGGAACCAUGUGCACCUGCAAGGAGGGAAAACUCCGUUGCAUUGGAGAUUCACCCGAUCAGCCAUCAUGUGUUGCACCAAUGGUUUUCUUCAACUGUUCCAAUGCAAGCCCAGGAGUGAGAGGGUUAGAGUGUCAGAAGAGCUGCAACAUUCUGGAUAUGGCCUGUAUCAGCACAGAGUGCAUAUCAGGCUGUAUGUGUCCCUCUGGACUGGUAUCCGAUGGAAAAGAAGGCUGCAUCAAGCCAGACCUUUGUCCUUGUUCUCACAAUGGAGCUACUUACCAACCAGGAGACAGAAUCAAGGUCGACUGCAAUACUUGCACUUGUAAAGACAGAAAAUGGCAGUGCACAACUAACCUGUGCCUUGGAACCUGUGCCAUUUAUGGAGAUGGACACUACAUUACUUUUGAUGGGAAACGAUUCACUUUCGAAGGAGACUGUGAAUACACACUUACAAAGGACUACUGUGGUAGCAACAAUGCCAACGGCAGCUUCAGAGUCAUCACUGAGAACAUCCCUUGUGGAACGACAGGCACCACCUGCUCCAAGGCCAUUAAGCUCUUCCUGGGGAACAAUGAACUAAUUCUGACAGACGGGAACUACCAAGUCGUUGAGAGAAAUACAGGGGAGGCGGUUCCUUACCAGAUUCGUACAAUGGGCAUCUACCUUGUGAUUGAAGCCAAUAAUGGGUUGAUUCUCAUGUGGGACAGGAAAACAAGCAUGUUCAUCAAACUGAACCCACAGUUCAAGGGACAUGUCUGUGGUCUGUGUGGAAACUAUGAUGGCAAUGCAAACAAUGACUUCACUACCAGGAGCCAGGCAGUAGUUGUCAAUCCUCUAGACUUUGGAAACAGCUGGAAAGUCUCUGCAAGCUGCCCCGAUGCAAAGAACAAAAGGAGCCCCUGUACUGCCAACCCUUACAGGCAGUCUUGGUCACAGAAGCAGUGCAGCAUCAUACAGAGCAACGUUUUCACAGACUGCCAUUCUAAAGUGGACCCCUCUCCUUUCUACGAUGCUUGUGUGACAGACUCGUGUGCUUGCGACAGUGGUGGAGACUGUGAGUGUUUCUGUACUGCUGUGGCAGCUUAUGCAGAGGCCUGUAAUGAGGCUGGAGCCUGCAUAGCCUGGAGAAGCCCACAAAUCUGCCCACUGUUCUGUGAUUACUACAACCCCCCUGGAGAAUGUGAGUGGCACUACAAGGCAUGUGGAGCUCAGUGUAUGAAGACCUGCAGGAAUCCCUCCGGGAGCUGCUCAACUCAGAUACCACCUCUUGAAGGUUGCUAUCCAAAAUGUCCUCCUGCUCAACCCUUCUUUGAUGAAGAUAUAAUGAAGUGUGUGGAGAAGGAGCAGUGUGGCUGCUAUGGCAGAGAUGGAAAACACUACAAUAAUGGCGAAAAAGUACCGACCACAGAAAACUGCCAGACAUGCUAUUGUAAUUCUGUGACAGUGGACUGCAAAUACGAUGUACAAGCUUGCACUUGCACCUACAAUGGGAACAAAUACCCCAAUGGGCAUAUCAUCUAUCACACCACAAAUGGGCACGGCAGUUGUAUCACAGCCAUCUGUGGGAAGAAUGGAACCACUCAGAGGGACAUUUACCCAUGUUCAACUACAACUCCAACUUUAACUCCAUCUGUUCCUAACUCUACUCCAUCCUCUACAGUGACAACAACUGUCUUUACUUUCUCAACACCCACAACUGCGCCAACCACAACUUCAACAGAGACAACAGUGUCUCCAACAACCUUUACUACUACAUGUGGCUAUCCAUGUGUGUGGUCACAGUGGUUUGAUACCACAUUCCCUACACUUGGAACUCCAGGAGGAGACUCUGAAACCUACAACAACAUAAGAGCAGAGGGACACGAUAUAUGUGAGAAGCCAAGCAAGAUCCAAUGCAGAGCCGAGAAGUACCCAAAUGUUAGCAUAAGCCAAGUAGGCCAAGUGGUGCAGUGUAAUGUAGCAGAAGGGUUGACUUGCAGAAAUGAAGACCAGUCAGGCAAAUUUCCACUGUGCUUUAACUACCAAGUUCGAGUCCUCUGCUGUGAUGAAGAUCUUUGUACAUCUAAGCCUACAACCAUUUCACCAACAACUACAAGACCACCUGUUACAACAACAACUACAAACGCAACCACCUCCACUAUCUCAACAACCACGUUGAAUACAAAACCCCCUAACUGCACAGUUUGUGAGUGGUCACCUUGGUAUAAUGUGGAUUAUCCUCAAUUUGGUCCUGGGGGUGGCGACAAUGAAUCAAUUAAAAAGAUUCUAGAAUCUGGAAAACAUAUUUGUGAAAAACCAGUGGAUGUCAUGUGCCAAGCAGUGCGAUAUCCAGGGAUCCCAUUGUCUGAAUUAGGACAGAAUGUAGUCUGUAAUACGAAGGUUGGACUAAUAUGCCAGAACAAAGAUCAAGGCAUUCCUCCAAUAUGCCUUGACUAUGAAAUUAAGGUGAAGUGUUGCAAGACUGUGAAAUGUCACACUACAACACCAGUCCAAACAACUAAACCUACUGUCACAACAACAACAAUGUCAGCAUCCACAUUACCUACAACAACAAGUAAACCAACAACAAUCACUACUCCUCCAACAUCAACUCUACCUCUAACCACAACUACAACUCCUACCACUACUCCAACACCAAAUACCACAAUCUUAACAUCGACUACACCACCUACCACAUCAACAACAGUUACUCCCAUCACUACUCCUACACCCACUACAAAGACCUCAACAUCGACAGUUACAUCGACAACAAAAACAACAACUCAGACACCCAGCCCUAGUACAACUCUAACCACUACUCCAACAUCAACCUCAACAGGAGUAACACCGACCACAUGCAGUGGUGAAGAAAAAUGUGUGUGGUCAGACUGGAUCAACCUUGGUCAGCCAACGUCUGGCUCUGAAGGUGGAGAUAAUGAAUCCAUUAAGAGCAUCAUUUCUGCUGGUUAUCACAUUUGCUCAGCUCCAGAGGCAGUUGAAUGUAGAGCAAAACAAUACCCUGGACUUCAGAUCUCUCAGCUUGGCCAAGACGUGACUUGCAAUCCAUCCGUUGGACUGAUUUGUCAAAACAAUAUGCAAGGUCUUCAGCAAAAGUGCUUCGACUACGAGAUUCGAGUGAAAUGUUGUCAAUGUGGAACUACAACACACAUCCCAACCACCAAAACAACGACAGGUCCUCACAUCACUACUCCUACACCCACUACUACAACCUCAACAUCGACAGCUCCACCUACAACAAAAACAACAACUCAGACUCCCAGCCCUAGUACAACUCUAACCACUACUCCUACAUCAACCUCAACAGGAGUAACACCGACCACAUGCAGUGGUGAAGAAAAAUGUGUGUGGUCAGACUGGAUCAACCUUGGUCAGCCAACGUCUGGCUCUGAAGGUGGAGAUAAUGAAUCCAUUAAGAGCAUCAUUUCUGCUGGUUAUCACAUUUGCUCAGCUCCAGAGGCAGUUGAAUGUAGAGCAAAACAAUACCCUGGACUUCAGAUCUCGCAGCUUGGCCAAGACGUGACUUGCAAUCCAUCCGUUGGACUGAUUUGUGAAAACAAUAUGCAAGGUCUUCAGCAAAAGUGCUUUGAUUAUGAGAUUCGGGUGAAAUGUUGUCAAUGUGGAACCACAACACACAUCCCAACCACCAACACAACAACGACAGGUCCUCACAUCACUACUCCUACACCCACUACUACAACGUCAACAUCAACAGCUCCACCUACAACAAAAACAACAACUCAGACUCCCAGCCCUAGUACAACUCUAACCACUACUCCUACAUCAACCUCAACAGGAGUAACACCAACCACAUGCAGUGGUGAAGAAAAAUGUGUGUGGUCAGACUGGAUCAACCUUGGUCAGCCAACGUCUGGCUCUGAAGGUGGAGAUAAUGAAUCCAUUAAGAGCAUCAUUUCUGCUGGUUAUCACAUUUGCUCAGCUCCAGAGGCAGUUGAAUGUAGAGCAAAACAAUACCCUGGACUUCAGAUCUCUCAGCUUGGCCAAGACGUGACUUGCAAUCCAUCCGUUGGACUGAUUUGUCAAAACAAUAUGCAAGGUCUUCAGCAAAAGUGCUUCGACUACGAGAUUCGAGUGAAAUGUUGUCAAUGUGGAACUACAACACACAUCCCAACCACCAAAACAACGACAGGUCCUCACAACACUACUCCUACACCCACUACUACAACCUCAACAUCGACAGCUCCACCUACAACAAAAACAACAACUCAGACUCCCAGCCCUAGUACAACUCUAACCACUACUCCUACAUCAACCUCAACAGGAGUAACACCGACCACAUGCAGUGGUGAAGAAAAAUGUGUGUGGUCAGACUGGAUCAACCUUGGUCAGCCAACGUCUGGCUCUGAAGGUGGAGAUAAUGAAUCCAUUAAGAGCAUCAUUUCUGCUGGUUAUCACAUUUGCUCAGCUCCAGAGGCAGUUGAAUGUAGAGCAAAACAAUACCCUGGACUUCAGAUCUCGCAGCUUGGCCAAGACGUGACUUGCAAUCCAUCCGUUGGACUGAUUUGUGAAAACAAUAUGCAAGGUCUUCAGCAAAAGUGCUUUGAUUAUGAGAUUCGGGUGAAAUGUUGUCAAUGUGGAACCACAACACACAUCCCAACCACCACCACAACAACGACAGGUCCUCACAUCACUACUCCUACACCCACUACUACAACGUCAACAUCAACAGCUCCACCUACAACAAAAACAACAACUCAGACUCCCAGCCCUAGUACAACUCUAACCACUACUCCUACAUCAACCUCAGCAGGAGUAACACCAACCACAUGCAGUGGUGAAGAAAAAUGUGUGUGGUCAGACUGGAUCAACCUUGGUCAGCCAACGUCUGGCUCUGAAGGUGGAGAUAAUGAAUCCAUUAAGAGCAUCAUUUCUGCUGGUUAUCACAUUUGCUCAGCUCCAGAGGCAGUUGAAUGUAGAGCAAAACAAUACCCUGGACUUCAGAUCUCGCAGCUUGGCCAAGACGUGACUUGCAAUCCAUCCGUUGGACUGAUUUGUGAAAACAAUAUGCAAGGUCUUCAGCAAAAGUGCUUUGAUUAUGAGAUUCGGGUGAAAUGUUGUCGAUGUGUAACCACAACACACAUCCCAACCACCACCACAACAACGACAGGUCCUCACAUCACUACUCCUACACCCACUACUUCAACCUCAACAUCGACAGCUCCACCUACAACAAAAACAACAACUCAGACACCCAGCCCUAGUACAACUCCAACCACUACUCCUACAUCAACCUCAACAGGAGUAACACCGACCACAUGCAGUGGUGAAGAAAAAUGUGUGUGGUCAGACUGGAUCAACCUUGGUCAGCCAACGUCUGGCUCUGAAGGUGGAGAUAAUGAAUCCAUUAAGAGCAUCAUUUCUGCUGGUUAUCACAUUUGCUCAGCUCCAGAGGCAGUUGAAUGUAGAGCAAAACAAUACCCUGGACUUCAGAUCUCGCAGCUUGGCCAAGACGUGACUUGCAAUCCAUCCGUUGGACUGAUUUGUGAAAACAAUAUGCAAGGUCUUCAGCAAAAGUGCUUUGAUUAUGAGAUUCGGGUGAAAUGUUGUCAAUGUGUAACCACAACACACAUCCCAACCACCACCACAACAACGACAGGUCCUCACAUCACUACUCCUACACCCACUACUACAACCUCAACAUCGACAGCUCCACCUACAACAAAAACAACAACUCAGACUCCCAGCCCUAGUACAACUCUAACCACUACUCCUACAUCAACCUCAACAGGAGUAACACCAACCACAUGCAGUGGUGAAGAAAAAUGUGUGUGGUCAGACUGGAUCAACCUUGGUCAGCCAACGUCUGGCUCUGAAGGUGGAGAUAAUGAAUCCAUUAAGAGCAUAAUUUCUGCUGGUUAUCACAUUUGCUCAGCUCCAGAGGCAGUUGAAUGUAGAGCAAAACAAUACCCUGGACUUCAGAUCUCGCAGCUUGGCCAAGACGUGACUUGCAAUCCAUCCGUUGGACUGAUUUGUGAAAACAAUAUGCAAGGUCUUCAGCAAAAGUGCUUUGAUUAUGAGAUUCGGGUGAAAUGUUGUCAAUGUGGAACCACAACACACAUCCCAACCACCAACACAACAACGACAGGUCCUCACAUCACUACUCCUACACCCACUACUACAACGUCAACAUCAACAGCUCCACCUACAACAAAAACAACAACUCAGACUCCCAGCCCUAGUACAACUCUAACCACUACUCCUACAUCAACCUCAACAGGAGUAACACCAACCACAUGCAGUGGUGAAGAAAAAUGUGUGUGGUCAGACUGGAUCAACCUUGGUCAGCCAACGUCUGGCUCUGAAGGUGGAGAUAAUGAAUCCAUUAAGAGCAUCAUUUCUGCUGGUUAUCACAUUUGCUCAGCUCCAGAGGCAGUUGAAUGUAGAGCAAAACAAUACCCUGGACUUCAGAUCUCGCAGCUUGGCCAAGACGUGACUUGCAAUCCAUCCGUUGGACUGAUUUGUGAAAACAAUAUGCAAGGUCUUGAGCAAAAGUGCUUUGAUUAUGAGAUUCGGGUGAAAUGUUGUCAAUGUGGAACCACAACACACAUCCCAACCACCACCACAACAACGACAGGUCCUCACAUCACUACUCCUACACCCACUACUACAACGUCAACAUCAACAGCUCCACCUACAACAAAAACAACAACUCAGACUCCCAGCCCUAGUACAACUCUAACCACUACUCCUACAUCAACCUCAACAGGAGUAACACCAACCACAUGCAGUGGUGAAGAAAAAUGUGUGUGGUCAGACUGGAUCAACCUUGGUCAGCCAACGUCUGGCUCUGAAGGUGGAGAUAAUGAAUCCAUUAAGAGCAUCAUUUCUGCUGGUUAUCACAUUUGCUCAGCUCCAGAGGCAGUUGAAUGUAGAGCAAAACAAUACCCUGGACUUCAGAUCUCUCAGCUUGGCCAAGACGUGACUUGCAAUCCAUCCGUUGGACUGAUUUGUCAAAACAAUAUGCAAGGUCUUCAGCAAAAGUGCUUCGACUACGAGAUUCGAGUGAAAUGUUGUCAAUGUGGAACUACAACACACAUCCCAACCACCAAAACAACGACAGGUCCUCACAUCACUACUCCUACACCCACUACUACAACCUCAACAUCGACAGCUCCACCUACAACAAAAACAACAACUCAGACUCCCAGCCCUAGUACAACUCUAACCACUACUCCUACAUCAACCUCAACAGGAGUAACACCGACCACAUGCAGUGGUGAAGAAAAAUGUGUGUGGUCAGACUGGAUCAACCUUGGUCAGCCAACGUCUGGCUCUGAAGGUGGAGAUAAUGAAUCCAUUAAGAGCAUAAUUUCUGCUGGUUAUCACAUUUGCUCAGCUCCAGAGGCAGUUGAAUGUAGAGCAAAACAAUACCCUGGACUUCAGAUCUCGCAGCUUGGCCAAGACGUGACUUGCAAUCCAUCCGUUGGACUGAUUUGUGAAAACAAUAUGCAAGGUCUUCAGCAAAAGUGCUUUGAUUAUGAGAUUCGGGUGAAAUGUUGUCAAUGUGGAACCACAACACACAUCCCAACCACCACCACAACAACGACAGGUCCUCACAUCACUACUCCUACACCCACUACUACAACGUCAACAUCAACAGCUCCACCUACAACAAAAACAACAACUCAGACUCCCAGCCCUAGUACAACUCUAACCACUACUCCUACAUCAACCUCAGCAGGAGUAACACCAACCACAUGCAGUGGUGAAGAAAAAUGUGUGUGGUCAGACUGGAUCAACCUUGGUCAGCCAACGUCUGGCUCUGAAGGUGGAGAUAAUGAAUCCAUUAAGAGCAUCAUUUCUGCUGGUUAUCACAUUUGCUCAGCUCCAGAGGCAGUUGAAUGUAGAGCAAAACAAUACCCUGGACUUCAGAUCUCGCAGCUUGGCCAAGACGUGACUUGCAAUCCAUCCGUUGGACUGAUUUGUGAAAACAAUAUGCAAGGUCUUCAGCAAAAGUGCUUUGAUUAUGAGAUUCGGGUGAAAUGUUGUCAAUGUGGAACCACAACACACAUCCCAACCACCACCACAACAACGACAGGUCCUCACAUCACUACUCCUACACCCACUACUACAACGUCAACAUCAACAGCUCCACCUACAACAAAAACAACAACUCAGACACCCAGCCCUAGUACAACUCCAACCACUACUCCUACAUCAACCUCAACAGGAGUAACACCGACCACAUGCAGUGGUGAAGAAAAAUGUGUGUGGUCAGACUGGAUCAACCUUGGUCAGCCAACGUCUGGCUCUGAAGGUGGAGAUAAUGAAUCCAUUAAGAGCAUCAUUUCUGCUGGUUAUCACAUUUGCUCAGCUCCAGAGGCAGUUGAAUGUAGAGCAAAACAAUACCCUGGACUUCAGAUCUCGCAGCUUGGCCAAGACGUGACUUGCAAUCCAUCCGUUGGACUGAUUUGUCAAAACAAUAUGCAAGGUCUUCAGCAAAAGUGCUUCGACUACGAGAUUCGAGUGAAAUGUUGUCAAUGUGGAACUACAACACACAUCCCAACCACCAAAACAACGACAGGUCCUCACAUCACUACUCCUACACCCACUACUACAACCUCAACAUCGACAGCUCCACCUACAACAAAAACAACAACUCAGACUCCCAGCCCUAGUACAACUCUAACCACUACUCCUACAUCAACCUCAACAGGAGUAACACCGACCACAUGCAGUGGUGAAGAAAAAUGUGUGUGGUCAGACUGGAUCAACCUUGGUCAGCCAACGUCUGGCUCUGAAGGUGGAGAUAAUGAAUCCAUUAAGAGCAUAAUUUCUGCUGGUUAUCACAUUUGCUCAGCUCCAGAGGCAGUUGAAUGUAGAGCAAAACAAUACCCUGGACUUCAGAUCUCGCAGCUUGGCCAAGACGUGACUUGCAAUCCAUCCGUUGGACUGAUUUGUGAAAACAAUAUGCAAGGUCUUCAGCAAAAGUGCUUUGAUUAUGAGAUUCGGGUGAAAUGUUGUCAAUGUGGAACCACAACACACAUCCCAACCACCACCACAACAACGACAGGUCCUCACAUCACUACUCCUACACCCACUACUACAACCUCAACAUCGACAGCUCCACCUACAACAAAAACAACAACUCAGACUCCCAGCCCUAGUACAACUCUAACCACUACUCCUACAUCAACCUCAACAGGAGUAACACCGACCACAUGCAGUGGUGAAGAAAAAUGUGUGUGGUCAGACUGGAUCAACCUUGGUCAGCCAACGUCUGGCUCUGAAGGUGGAGAUAAUGAAUCCAUUAAGAGCAUAAUUUCUGCUGGUUAUCACAUUUGCUCAGCUCCAGAGGCAGUUGAAUGUAGAGCAAAACAAUACCCUGGACUUCAGAUCUCGCAGCUUGGCCAAGACGUGACUUGCAAUCCAUCCGUUGGACUGAUUUGUGAAAACAAUAUGCAAGGUCUUCAGCAAAAGUGCUUUGAUUAUGAGAUUCGGGUGAAAUGUUGUCAAUGUGGAACCACAACACACAUCCCAACCACCAACACAACAACGACAGGUCCUCACAUCACUACUCCUACACCCACUACUACAACGUCAACAUCAACAGCUCCACCUACAACAAAAACAACAACUCAGACUCCCAGCCCUAGUACAACUCUAACCACUACUCCUACAUCAACCUCAACAGGAGUAACACCAACCACAUGCAGUGGUGAAGAAAAAUGUGUGUGGUCAGACUGGAUCAACCUUGGUCAGCCAACGUCUGGCUCUGAAGGUGGAGAUAAUGAAUCCAUUAAGAGCAUCAUUUCUGCUGGUUAUCACAUUUGCUCAGCUCCAGAGGCAGUUGAAUGUAGAGCAAAACAAUACCCUGGACUUCAGAUCUCGCAGCUUGGCCAAGACGUGACUUGCAAUCCAUCCGUUGGACUGAUUUGUGAAAACAAUAUGCAAGGUCUUGAGCAAAAGUGCUUUGAUUAUGAGAUUCGGGUGAAAUGUUGUCAAUGUGGAACCACAACACACAUCCCAACCACCACCACAACAACGACAGGUCCUCACAUCACUACUCCUACACCCACUACUACAACGUCAACAUCAACAGCUCCACCUACAACAAAAACAACAACUCAGACUCCCAGCCCUAGUACAACUCUAACCACUACUCCUACAUCAACCUCAACAGGAGUAACACCAACCACAUGCAGUGGUGAAGAAAAAUGUGUGUGGUCAGACUGGAUCAACCUUGGUCAGCCAACGUCUGGCUCUGAAGGUGGAGAUAAUGAAUCCAUUAAGAGCAUCAUUUCUGCUGGUUAUCACAUUUGCUCAGCUCCAGAGGCAGUUGAAUGUAGAGCAAAACAAUACCCUGGACUUCAGAUCUCUCAGCUUGGCCAAGACGUGACUUGCAAUCCAUCCGUUGGACUGAUUUGUCAAAACAAUAUGCAAGGUCUUCAGCAAAAGUGCUUCGACUACGAGAUUCGAGUGAAAUGUUGUCAAUGUGGAACUACAACACACAUCCCAACCACCAAAACAACGACAGGUCCUCACAUCACUACUCCUACACCCACUACUACAACCUCAACAUCGACAGCUCCACCUACAACAAAAACAACAACUCAGACUCCCAGCCCUAGUACAACUCUAACCACUACUCCUACAUCAACCUCAACAGGAGUAACACCGACCACAUGCAGUGGUGAAGAAAAAUGUGUGUGGUCAGACUGGAUCAACCUUGGUCAGCCAACGUCUGGCUCUGAAGGUGGAGAUAAUGAAUCCAUUAAGAGCAUAAUUUCUGCUGGUUAUCACAUUUGCUCAGCUCCAGAGGCAGUUGAAUGUAGAGCAAAACAAUACCCUGGACUUCAGAUCUCGCAGCUUGGCCAAGACGUGACUUGCAAUCCAUCCGUUGGACUGAUUUGUGAAAACAAUAUGCAAGGUCUUCAGCAAAAGUGCUUUGAUUAUGAGAUUCGGGUGAAAUGUUGUCAAUGUGGAACCACAACACACAUCCCAACCACCACCACAACAACGACAGGUCCUCACAUCACUACUCCUACACCCACUACUACAACGUCAACAUCAACAGCUCCACCUACAACAAAAACAACAACUCAGACUCCCAGCCCUAGUACAACUCUAACCACUACUCCUACAUCAACCUCAGCAGGAGUAACACCAACCACAUGCAGUGGUGAAGAAAAAUGUGUGUGGUCAGACUGGAUCAACCUUGGUCAGCCAACGUCUGGCUCUGAAGGUGGAGAUAAUGAAUCCAUUAAGAGCAUCAUUUCUGCUGGUUAUCACAUUUGCUCAGCUCCAGAGGCAGUUGAAUGUAGAGCAAAACAAUACCCUGGACUUCAGAUCUCGCAGCUUGGCCAAGACGUGACUUGCAAUCCAUCCGUUGGACUGAUUUGUGAAAACAAUAUGCAAGGUCUUCAGCAAAAGUGCUUUGAUUAUGAGAUUCGGGUGAAAUGUUGUCAAUGUGGAACCACAACACACAUCCCAACCACCACCACAACAACGACAGGUCCUCACAUCACUACUCCUACACCCACUACUACAACGUCAACAUCAACAGCUCCACCUACAACAAAAACAACAACUCAGACACCCAGCCCUAGUACAACUCCAACCACUACUCCUACAUCAACCUCAACAGGAGUAACACCGACCACAUGCAGUGGUGAAGAAAAAUGUGUGUGGUCAGACUGGAUCAACCUUGGUCAGCCAACGUCUGGCUCUGAAGGUGGAGAUAAUGAAUCCAUUAAGAGCAUCAUUUCUGCUGGUUAUCACAUUUGCUCAGCUCCAGAGGCAGUUGAAUGUAGAGCAAAACAAUACCCUGGACUUCAGAUCUCGCAGCUUGGCCAAGACGUGACUUGCAAUCCAUCCGUUGGACUGAUUUGUCAAAACAAUAUGCAAGGUCUUCAGCAAAAGUGCUUCGACUACGAGAUUCGAGUGAAAUGUUGUCAAUGUGGAACUACAACACACAUCCCAACCACCAAAACAACGACAGGUCCUCACAUCACUACUCCUACACCCACUACUACAACCUCAACAUCGACAGCUCCACCUACAACAAAAACAACAACUCAGACUCCCAGCCCUAGUACAACUCUAACCACUACUCCUACAUCAACCUCAACAGGAGUAACACCGACCACAUGCAGUGGUGAAGAAAAAUGUGUGUGGUCAGACUGGAUCAACCUAGGUCAGCCAACGUCUGGCUCUGAAGGUGGAGAUAAUGAAUCCAUUAAGAGCAUAAUUUCUAAACAAUACCCUGGACUUCAGAUCUCGCAGCUUGGCCAAGACGUGACUUGCAAUCCAUCCGUUGGACUGAUUUGUGAAAACAAUAUGCAAGGUCUUCAGCAAAAGUGCUUUGAUUAUGAGAUUCGGGUGAAAUGUUGUCAAUGUGGAACCACAACACACAUCCCAACCACCAACACAACAACGACAGGUCCUCACAUCACUACUCCUACACCCACUACUACAACGUCAACAUCAACAGCUCCACCUACAACAAAAACAACAACUCAGACUCCCAGCCCUAGUACAACUCUAACCACUACUCCUACAUCAACCUCAACAGGAGUAACACCAACCACAUGCAGUGGUGAAGAAAAAUGUGUGUGGUCAGACUGGAUCAACCUUGGUCAGCCAACGUCUGGCUCUGAAGGUGGAGAUAAUGAAUCCAUUAAGAGCAUCAUUUCUGCUGGUUAUCACAUUUGCUCAGCUCCAGAGGCAGUUGAAUGUAGAGCAAAACAAUACCCUGGACUUCAGAUCUCGCAGCUUGGCCAAGACGUGACUUGCAAUCCAUCCGUUGGACUGAUUUGUGAAAACAAUAUGCAAGGUCUUGAGCAAAAGUGCUUUGAUUAUGAGAUUCGGGUGAAAUGUUGUCAAUGUGGAACCACAACACACAUCCCAACCACCACCACAACAACGACAGGUCCUCACAUCACUACUCCUACACCCACUACUACAACGUCAACAUCAACAGCUCCACCUACAACAAAAACAACAACUCAGACACCCAGCCCUAGUACAACUCCAACCACUACUCCUACAUCAACCUCAACAGGAGUAACACCGACCACAUGCAGUGGUGAAGAAAAAUGUGUGUGGUCAGACUGGAUCAACCUUGGUCAGCCAACGUCUGGCUCUGAAGGUGGAGAUAAUGAAUCCAUUAAGAGCAUCAUUUCUGCUGGUUAUCACAUUUGCUCAGCUCCAGAGGCAGUUGAAUGUAGAGCAAAACAAUAUCCUGGACUUCAGAUCUCUCAGCUUGGCCAAGACGUGACUUGCAAUCCAUCCGUUGGACUGAUUUGUGAAAACAAUAUGCAAGGUCUUCAGCAAAAGUGCUUUGAUUAUGAGAUCCGGGUGAAAUGUUGUCAAUGUGGAACCACAACACACAUCCCAACCACCACCACAACAACGACAGGUCCUCACAUCACUACUCCUACACCCACUACUACAACCUCAACAUCAACAGCUCCACCUACAACAAAAACAACAACUCAGACUCCCAGCCCUAGUACAACUCUAACCACUACUCCUACAUCAACCUCAACAGGAGUAACACCGACCACAUGCAGUGGUGAAGAAAAAUGUGUGUGGUCAGACUGGAUCAACCUUGGUCAGCCAACGUCUGGCUCUGAAGGUGGAGAUAAUGAAUCCAUUAAGAACAUCAUUUCUGCUGGUUAUCACAUUUGCUCAGCUCCAGAGGCAGUUGAAUGUAGAGCAAAACAAUACCCUGGACUUCAGAUCUCGCAGCUUGGCCAAGACGUGACUUGCAAUCCAUCCGUUGGACUGAUUUGUGAAAACAAUAUGCAAGGUCUUCAGCAAAAGUGCUUUGAUUAUGAGAUUCGGGUGAAAUGUUGUCAAUGUGGAACCACAACACACAUCCCAACCACCACCACAACAACGAUAGGUCCUCACAUCACUACUCCUACACCCACUACUACAACGUCAACAUCGACAGCUCCACCUACAACAAAAACAACAACUCAGACUCCCAGCCCUAGUACAACUCUAACCACUACUCCUACAUCAACCUCAACAGGAGUAACACCGACCACAUGCAGUGGUGAAGAAAAAUGUGUGUGGUCAGACUGGAUCAACCUUGGUCAGCCAACGUCUGGCUCUGAAGGUGGAGAUAAUGAAUCCAUUAAGAGCAUCAUUUCUGCUGGUUAUCACAUUUGCUCAGCUCCAGAGGCAGUUGAAUGUAGAGCAAAACAAUACCCUGGACUUCAGAUCUCGCAGCUUGGCCAAGACGUGACUUGCAAUCCAUCCGUUGGACUGAUUUGUGAAAACAAUAUGCAAGGUCUUCAGCAAAAGUGCUUUGAUUAUGAGAUUCGGGUGAAAUGUUGUCAAUGUGGAACCACAACACACAUCCCAACCACCAAAACAACGACAGGUCCUUACAUCACUACUCCUACACCCACUACUACAACCUCAACAUCGACAGCUCCACCUACAACAAAAACAACAACUCAGACACCCAGCCCUAGUACAACUCCAACCACUACUCCUACAUCAACAGGAGUAACACCGAUCCAAUGCAGUGGUGAAGAAAAAUGUGUGUGGUCAGACUGGAUCAACCUUGGUCAGCCAACGUCUGGCUCUGAAGGUGGAGAUAAUGAAUCCAUUAAGAGCAUCAUUUCUGCUGGUUAUCACAUUUGCUCAGCUCCAGAGGCAGUUGAAUGUAGAGCAAAACAAUACCCUGGACUUCAGAUCUCUCAGCUUGGCCAAGACGUGACUUGCAAUCCAUCCGUUGGACUGAUUUGUCAAAACAAUAUGCAAGGUCUUCAGCAAAAGUGCUUCGACUACGAGAUUCGAGUGAAAUGUUGUCAAUGUGGAACCACAACACACAUCCCAACCACCACCACAACAACGACAGGUCCUCACAUCACUACUCCUACACCCACUACUACAACCUCAACGUCAACAGUUCCAUCUUCAACAAAAACAACAACUCUGCCUCCCACCACUACUAUUAUUACUACAACUCCUUUUUUUGUAAUAACUGGUGAAACAGCGAAACCAUCGAUUCCAGUCACAUUACCCAAUACUCAUUGUUCUUUUUGCCAUUUCAAUCAUACUGAUUUCCUCAUUGGCUCAAUUGUUUAUAAUGUCUCUGACCAUGAUGGAUGGUGCUACAUUGGUCUCUGCAACAAGACUUGUGAAAUAGAAACACAUUUGACCAGCUGUGGUACAUCAACUACCCCAGUUACUCCUACUUCACCAACCACUUCACAGCCCCCAACAAUAACAGUUCCACAUGUAACAUAUCCAACUGAGAAGAACUGUGACCAUGAGCAUCCUCCAAGACAGAACGGUGACAGCUGGAAACAUAACCAAUGCACCAACGGAACAUGCGCCAACGGGAAAGUUAGUUAUGAGCAUGUACAUUGUGAGACUCCGAAGCCUAUAACAUGUGAAAAUAACUAUCCUCCGAUCCAAGUGUUUGACGAAUCUGGAUGCUGUUUCCACUAUGAGUGUCAAUGUAUCUGCUAUGGUUGGGGAGACCCUCACUAUGUCACCUUUGAUGGAACAUACUAUGGCUUCCAAGGAAAUUGUUCUUACGUCUUGGUCAAAGAAAUCCUGCCAAAGUACAACUUCAGUGUUGUAAUCGACAAUUACUAUUGUGAUGCCCCAGAUGGACUUUCCUGUCCUCAGUCUCUGACAAUUUAUUAUCAAUCUUACAAGAUAUUCAUGACCAAGAAGGACGUUGAUGGAGUUUUCACAAGUCUGAUUUAUGUAAACCAGAAACGCAUCAUCCCAGCAUAUGAGACCAAGGACUUCCGCAUCACAGACAACGGAAUUGAGACCCUUUUAGUCAUACCAGCAAUUAAUGCCAAGGUGUCAUUCACUGGUCUUAUGUUUAGCAUAUACCUGCCCUGGGACAAGUUCAGUGGCAACACUGAGGGACAGUGUGGUACAUGUGACAACAACCGGACAGAUGACUGCCGCUUGCCAAAUGGGACUAUCGAUUCAUCUUGUCCUGACAUGGCACACCAAUGGCAUGUUGCUGACCACAAUAACAGUCAGUGCACACCACCACCACCAGAGCCGACACCACCACCAGGCUGUGAUCCACCCAUUUGUCAUCUCAUUCAAAGCAAGGUCUUUGAGAGUUGCCAUAAGAUAAUCCCCUACGAGCCAUUCCUUGUGGCAUGUAUCUUUGAUGUGUGUUAUAUGGAUGAUGUUACCAUUGGCUGCACCAGCUUGCAGACCUAUGCUGAUGCAUGUGCACAAGCAGGAGUCUGUAUUGAGUGGAGAAAUUAUACAAAUGGACAAUGUGACUUCACAUGUGAGAAACCCAAGGUUUAUAAAGCCUGCGGUCCACAAGUUGAACCAACCUGUAAUGCCUGGUACAAUUUCAAAUUCAUCCAGACUCAAAAUGAGUUCAGUGUCAUGGGAGAUAUACAAUUGGAGGGAUGUUAUUGUCCCCCUGGGACAACUCUUAUGAGUUCCAGCUCAAACUACUGUAUCCCCAGCUGUGAUAUUUGCCCAUUGCCAAAUGGAGAAUGGAAAGAGGCUAAUGAGACCUGGGUGAGCAACUGCCAGGAGUGUGUGUGUGACCCGUACAGUCUGGAAAUCCAGUGCCAGCCUAUGGCAUGCCAACAUCAGCCUCCUCUCACCUGUGAUCAGGAGGGCCAAGUUAAGAUCGUAGAAACCGUUGACUGUUGUCAAAAGGACAAAUGCGAGUGUGAUGUCACACGAUGCUCUACUUCCAAGAUAACUUGCCCAGUCGGAUUCGAGACAGAGGCAACUAUGGGAGUCUGCUGCCUAACUUAUCAAUGCGUGCCAAAGGAUGUCUGUGUGUUUAACAACACUGAAUAUCAGCCUGGUGCCAAUGUUCCUGAGGACAAGUGUAAGAAUUGUGUGUGUGGUGACAGUGUAGAUGCCCAAAGCCAUCUACAUAUCAUUGAGUGUCAUCCUACUGAAUGUGACACUCACUGCCAGCAGGGCUAUGAUCAUCAAGCCGUUCCUGGGCAGUGUUGUGGGAAGUGUGUACAGACAAGCUGUGUGGUUAUGCUGCCAGAUAACACCACACACACUAUUCAGCCUGGUUCCAUCUGGAUACCAUCGGGAGACAAGUGUCUCAAAUAUGAGUGCGUAAAGAUUCAGGACCAACUCAUCCCAAUCGAGGCUAAGACUGUGUGCCCUGUCUUCCACCCAGAAGACUGCGUACCCGGAACUGAAGUCAUUGGUCCAGAUGGUUGCUGCCAUGGCUGUAUUCCAAUAACUAAGCCAUGCAACGUGACAAAGAGCAAAGUGUACCUGGACAGCAAUGGCUGCAAGUCUGCAAACACGGUGGAAGUGACAACAUGCAGUGGAUCCUGUGUCACCUACGCCAUGUAUUCUCUUGAGGCCAACAUGAUGGAGCGCUCUUGUACCUGCUGUCGGGAAGAAUCCACCACCAAGAAGGAAGUGGAGAUGAUCUGCCCAGACGGUUCAAAGUUCAACCACUCCUACAUCCACAUCAAUAAAUGUGGCUGCCAGAGGACAGAGUGCGUGACCCCGGAGGAAACCCAGGUCACAAGGUCACGACGCAGGAGAAGAUGAAUGACUCUCCACUACCAUCCCUUUACUGCUUAGAUUAGUUUUCUAUUUAUGUUCAACACGUUCCUGCAAAGUAAUCUGCUAAAAGUAGGAGAAAUCAUUUCAGCUUCUUAUUCAAUUUUUAUUUUAUUUUAGCCAUUCAAAACAAUUAAAUAAAGUUGGCAAUAGGCUGUGCAUAUA